Molecule: messenger RNA, 1908 nt
Organism: Somion occarium
Lineage: Eukaryota; Fungi; Basidiomycota; Agaricomycetes; Polyporales; Cerrenaceae
Source: the annotation of a GenBank genome assembly
GUGGUUCAAACUUCAAAUUCAUUUUUCACUGCAUAUCCUCAGCAUGAACGCAACCGUAACAAAGGCAGGACGUUAAGCCUACUACCCAGGUCACGGUAGAGAACUCAGCUCCAAACAAUCACAGUAGUUCUACAGGAGCCAUCGGAAGCCAUUGACAGCUAUCCAACCAACUCGUGGCCGUGACUCUUCUCCCCGAGUCGUGCUACUCGACUAGUCGACCACGAAAGAUUGUCGAUCGCGUGCAACGUGCCCGUAAUUGUCUACCUUUCCGACUGGUUACCGGAUCACCUAUCUAUCAUUCUUCUUACAGCCGUGGGUGGCACGAUGGCGGUUUUGUCCAACGAAGACCCUCGCAUUACUGCCGUUAGCAUGGAAUUCCGAACUCCCUGUUUCUACCGCACCUUUCUGACCGCCAAACAUUUUCGCCCACAUGUGUAACGCGUCAGAGACCCUGUCGUUGACCUUUGAUGUGUUUGGAUAGGUGGCUUCCUUCGCGACAUGGUUUAUUUCAGCGUUGAAUUGCAUUCCGUUACGGGUCCUGUCGAUGCACACAUUCACGGACGUGUUACCGAUCAGUACAAUUUCCACCGCUACCAAUACGCAUAGACAUAUUCGGCGAUUGAAUCAGCCUUUUCCUGCAUAUAGCGCAACACUGUAUUGCCGAGCUGAGAUACAAUGGGGAGAAUGUGCUAGUUAUUCCGAUGCUAAAGACUCGAUCUACAUCCCUGACUCCACAAUCAUGAACCACAGUGACAAUUUGACAAAGUCAAGGGACUUUUUGGCAGACGAUGCGAAUAGGAACGAUACCAGGGACACUGAGUGUAUGUACGGGAUGUACGAGUUGAUAGGAUCCGAGUCUGCGAUACUCCUUUAUUCUUCUCUCUGGUACAUCACAACGUCCCGACAGCUAAGUUCGAUAUAGCAGGCUGCUGUGUCUAUUUCCGAUAAGCUCUCCCAUAUUACAGGAUGUCUGGUCGGGGACGUGGAAAUAGACCUAAGCAGACCGCAAGGAGGGGCGGAACUCCGAUGCAUACUGGCGAUCGCACCAAUGCAACCAUUCGCUUGGACGACAAUCUGAGUAACGCCUUUUUCACCGGUGUCAGACUUGAAGAUGAACCCCAUGGCAGCGAGCAGCUUCCUGAACUUCCCCCCGGAUUUCCACACCUGUUCAGCACCAUUCCGGACAAUCUACACUCACGCCUGCCGUCUCUCAAACCCGCGGCAGGACCACCCAUAAUUUUUGAAGGGAUGGUGGGUGGUGCAAUGUUUGUAAACCCCGAACUAGAUCCUCGUCUCCAUGCCGUUAGCAUGGGGUUUCCAAUCUCAGUCCACCCUCUCCGACUUCCAAACACCCGUGCACAAUUCGCCUCUGGAUCCACAGUGUCCGUAAUUGACUACCGCUUCCUUCGCCUUUCGGGUUUAUUACACGAGAUGGUUCCUCUCAGACCUGGAGUGGACCAAGCAAAGCUUCUCAAUAAUGACGGAAGUCGAAUUGCACAGGUGUGGGGUAAAGUCGAGGUGGUGUUCGAUGCACAGGGGUAUGAGUUCAAGGAGACUUGUUGGGUGAUAAACAUAGGAUUCCCGGUGGACAUCCAGUUCGGCAUAGACUGGGCAAGACAAAAUGGGUUGGUUACGAAUCUUGAUCAGGGUAAUUUCGUUAUUAGCAGUGCGAAGGCAAAGAAAGUGCGGAAUUUGCAGGAUAUUUAUGUAACACGAUGAAGGGCUGCAGAAUAAUGGGCGAUAAGUAAAUUUCGCGGAAAGGCUACAUUUCGAUGAGAAAGUUUCAAACAGUGCUUGAUACAAAGGAGGUCAUAAUGUCAUGUCCAUAUCGGAAAGUCAUAAGUGGAACCUUCAUCGCUUAUGGUGAUUCAACCAAUAUCGGAAACAUCCAUAUGCGGUGCUAGCCAC